UAAGAAAAAAUAAAACUGACGGACACGCCUCUUAUAUACAUUGAGACAUCUAACCCAGAGCCAUUGAGUUUCACUGUUGCCUCAACCAAACCUGUAUGGUUACAUCUUUAUGUUACGCACCCGUGUUGGUUGCCGUAACCCACUCCUCACUUGCGCUCUGGUCUGGCUGACCACUGAAACACCGGCGCUAGCUGACGCUACCAUUAAGCUGCAAAAUGUCUCUCUCAAAGCCGAAGCGUCGGAAAGUUGACUGUGAAAACCGCCAGUUCCAAAGUGAAUGGACUGAAAAAGUAUUGAUUUACUUUGCCAGCCGUAAUGAGCAACAAACCAAUGUGUUUAUUGUGCAGCGAAUCCAUUGCUGUGAUGAAAGAAUAUAACGUGAAGAGGCACUACAAGUCGAAUCAUGGCUCAUUUUCGAACAAUUUUCCCGAGGGCUCUGAUGAACGGAGGAGGAAAGUAAACAGACUGUUGGCGUGUUUUCAACGAGGGCAGUGUACCCUUAGUCGCUUUUGCACGGAACAAGAGAGAGCCAUGAUAGCAUAUAUACGCGUAGCCUGGACACUAGCCAGACAGAAGAGGCCCUUUACCGAGUCGGAGACUGUUAAAGACGGCAUGCUUGCAGUUAUUGAUGAAAUGAUUGUUGACGAAAAAGUGAAGGCAAGCGUCACUUCGUCCAUUAAAAAAGUGCCUCUCUCGGACACAUCAACUCUCCGCAGACUGGAGCUACUGGCAACGGAUGUCGAAGGGAAGCUUUUGGAAAACCUUCGAAAAGCAGAGUUUAUGUCUCUCGCUGUGGAUGAAUCGACUGACUGUACCGACAUGGCCCAGCUGUGCAUAUAUGUGAGGUUUUAUGAUGGAGUGCGCGUUCGGGAGGAACUACUGGGGCUCGUUCCGCUGGAGGGACACACUACAGAUGGAGCUCCUGCUCUGACCAGUAGAGUGAAAGGGCUGGUGGCCGGGUUGGCAGCCGUAGCCCCGCAUAUGCAGUUUUUACACCGCAUCAUUCAUCAGGCUGUACUGUGCGCAAAGCUCAGCGGCGAUCUGAAGAACAACAUGGACACUGUGAAUUUCAUCCGCUCAACCUCCAGCCUUCGACAUCGCCUCUUCCGUAUGUUGCUUGCUGACGCAUCUGCAGAGCACACUGACUCGCUGGUUCAUCGUGACGUCAGGUGGCUCAGCAAAGGAAAGGUUUUGGAACGUUUCUGUGAACUCCGCCGGGAGAUUUUGUCUUUCCUUCGCACGUGUAAACACUUCUUGGAGCGCAUGUUGGAUGAACAGUUCAUGGCAGAAGUCCACUUUCUUUGUGACAUUUUUGGACACUUGAACACUUUGAAUCUGGAAGUUCAGGGGCGGGAAAAGUCUAUCGCUGAUUUGGUUGAGAGGCUGUGCGCCUUCAAAACAAAGUUAACGAUUUUCACGGAAGGUUGCUGCACUUCUCACAACUCUGUGCAUUCAUGAGUGCAGCACCUGGGGCACACGUAACGCCAGUCAUGACAAACUUUAUGAGAAAUCUGACUGAUAACUUCACUGAGAGAUUCCAAGGCUUCAGUAUUCCUAUUGAGGUACUGCAGUUUGCUCGUGACCCAUUCUCCAUCAAACCUGAGGCAGACUUCUGUGUAAAAGCAAAAGAGGUAAUGUCUUGCAUUGAUGAGUCUUCUUCAGAUGGAAAUGGUUGAUGUCCAGUCCUCAUUUGCUUUAAAGCAGCACUUGCUGUCUGAGGGUGCAGUGAAUUUUUGGUGUAACCAUGUUAGCCAAUAGCAGUACCCCACAAUCAGGAAAGUGGCGCUUCUAAUACUAACAAUGUUUGGAUCCACCGACACAUGUGAGUCUCGCUUUUCUCACAUGAAUGCAAUCAAAACAAGGGCACGUUGCUCCAUGACCAAUGAAAAGCUACACGAGUGUCUCAGGGUUGCCCUUACUACUUAUGAGCCAAACUCUGUUGAAAUUGCCAAAUCAAGGCAAUGCAAUUUUUCUCACUGAGUCAAACAGGCUCAAAACCACAUAGGUCUGAUAAUUAAGGUAGUUGUGUCGUAGUAAAAUACCCUGACUGAGGCAUGUGAUGCUAUCAAACUGAAAAUGCACAGAAUACAAAUCUGUUUUAUGGUUCAGCAGGCUCCCUUUUGGUUUGUCUGGAGUUUUAGUUUUUACCUUUAACAAAUGUGGACAUGAACCUGCUAUAGGCACCUUAUUUUUGGCUUGUUUGUGAUAAUAUCAUGAGUCGGCCCAUUUUUUGUUUAUCUGGUGGAUGCUGUUUUACCAGAAUGAUCUGGCUAUUUGUGUUUAUGGAUAUGAACCUGCAAAGCACCUUAUUUCUGCUUGGAAAUGUUGUUGAAGGCUUAUUUACUAUUAUUGUGAUGGAUACUGUUUCAAGAUGUUCAGUUUACAUAAUGCAUUUUGGGAUAUGGACCUGCUGUAACUACCUAAUUUCUGCUUGGAAUUGUUUUUGAUAGUUUCCUGAACAGGCUCAUUUAUUGUUAAUCUGAUAUCUGAAUACUAUUAUGCUAUUUUCAAAUUGUUUUCUACAUUUGUGGAUAUGGACAUGUCAGAAAAACAAUGUCUCAUUUUUUGUUUAUGUUUUUUUAUGUAACUUUUGCACUUCUGUAUCAAAGCUUGAUAGCCUUCCUGUGUUUUGGAAUGGAAUUACAGUCUGUAACUGAUUAUAUAAAGUGGAAGAUAAGAGAUGCGUGUGUGACUGUUUACCUGUGGAAAUAUACAUUACUGUUUUUCAUUUUUAGCCAUUAUUUGACCAAUAUUCUGUGCGGCCCUCACACCCCCCGUGAUUUUCUUAUUCGGCCCACUUGCUACUGAAGUUGAAUAGCCCUGGUAUACAGUAUAUAUAUAUAUAUAUAUAUAUACUGUAUAUAUUUAUAUAUAUGUAUGUACUGUAUCUAAGUAUAUAUCACAAUUCACAAUUCUGAAAAGUGUUUGAAUGGUUCAGUGCCUGAUAUGAUAUAUUAAUAUACAGAAUUUUAUCUAAAAAUAGAUAAG
Molecule: messenger RNA, 2988 nt
Organism: Pseudoliparis swirei
Lineage: Eukaryota; Metazoa; Chordata; Actinopteri; Perciformes; Liparidae
Product: SCAN domain-containing protein 3-like
Exons: 2
Coding region: 316-1458 (380 amino acids)
Source: RefSeq, a predicted model, not a curated record